CCCACACCCGAAUGGAAAAAAAAAGAGAAUCUUAUACUUUCCGAAGUAUUAUCACCAUAAAAAUCUACAUAGAAAAAUAAAACAACAUAACAACGACAUCAUUCUUUCAUUAUUAUAUCAAAAAACCUAACCCACUUUCAUUAUUGUUCCCACUGCAAACCAAUUUGCUUCCUUGAAUGGCAAGUCUUUUCUCUUCACCUCUCACCUCACGUUCUCUCUCUCUUCUCAUCAACCUCUUCUUCAUCUUCCUCAUCUAUCUCCAUUUCUCUUCACCAAAUCCUCCUCACUCUGGAUCCAUCAAACACCUGAACUCUCUCGCCGGCGGUGACAGCUGCAGCGAAGGACUCGCCGCCCUUGACGACCACCGUUCAAAGUGUUCUUACAUUAGCUCUCAAGAAAAAUGUGGCCAACAGGGUUACAUAGACUAUCUCAAGAUAUUCUUCUGCGUGUUCGGAGAAUCCCCUGUUUUGGGCCAUCUAGUUUUAUCCAUCUGGUUAUUUGUUCUGUUCUACUUGCUCGGAGACACGGCCGCGAGUUACUUCUGUCCUUCUUUGGACAGCUUGUCUAAGGUCUUGAAGCUGUCUCCCACCAUGGCUGGAGUUACGCUUCUCUCUCUCGGAAACGGUGCGCCGGAUUUGUUCUCGAGCGUUGUCUCUUUCACGAGGUCGAAUAAUGGUGACUUUGGGCUCAACUCUAUUUUAGGCGGUGCGUUCUUCGUCUCUAGCUUCGUUGUCGGGACGAUUUGUUUGUUGAUUGGGUCUAGAGAUGUCUCUAUCGACAAGUACAGCUUUAUCCGCGAUGUAGUGUUUCUUCUGGUCGCUCUUUGUUGUCUCGGUCUGAUCGUUUUCGUCGGCAGAGUAACCAUUUGGGUCGCGCUUUGUUACAUCUCCAUCUAUCUCCUCUAUGUAGGGUUCUUAUCCGCUUCGCAUUUCUUGGAUCGCAAGAAACCUUUAUCUGAUCAGAUUCUUCGUACCAAAGAGGAUUUAGCCGAGAUGGGCGUCCCAUUCCUUGGCUAUAUCGAUGAGGAGAAGCCCUUACCGCCUCUAAAAGUUGUUCAAGAAUCAAGAACUCAAGAACAAGAAUUCAAGAUUGUGAUUCUUGAUUUGCCACCAAAGCAGCCGUCUUGCUUCUCGGUGCUAGUGAGCAUCGUAGGACUACCUCUAUAUCUCCCCCGUCGGCUCACCAUCCCCGUUGUCAGUGAAGAAAAAUGGUCAAGGCCUUGCGCGGUUGUUUCCACAGCCAUCGCACCUGUUCUACUAACCGAACUUUAUUGUUCUCAUUACAGCGGAUCCAAAAGAAGCCCAACACUGUACAUAAUCUCUGGUAUAAUCGGAUUAUUCUUUUGUAUCAUAGCCUACUUGACGACGGAAAAGUCUCGGCCACCAAAAAAAUUCUCAUUGGUUUGGCUUCUAGGCGGCUUCACAAUGAGUGUGACAUGGACAUACAUCAUAGCACAAGAGCUAGUCUCAUUGUUAAUAUCUUUAGGGAAUAUCUUUGGUAUUAGUCCUUCCGUGUUAGGACUAACCGUCCUCGCUUGGGGCAAUUCUCUAGGCGAUUUAAUAGCCAACGUGACCGUGGCGGUUCAUGGAGGCAAGGACGGUGCGCAGAUAGCACUUUCCGGGUGCUAUGCGGGUCCGCUAUUCAACACGGUGAUUGGACUAGGCGUGCCACUUGUCAUAACUUCUUUGGCUGAAUAUCCCGGGGUCUAUAUCAUCCCAAGUGACAAUUCGUUGCUUGAGACACUAGGGUUCUUAAUGGUAGGCUUGCUUUGGGCACUUGUGAUAAUGCCAAAGAAGAAGAUGAGGCUUGAUCGGCUUGUCGGUGGAGGGUUACUAGCUAUUUACCUAUGUUUCUUGUUCUUGAGAUUGGCUAGGGUUUUCGGAGUGCUUGAUAUCGACCGGUGAAGUUUAAAGUCUUUGUGAAUUUUGUAAUAGUUGAUUGUUAAAGAAGAAAUUUGCAAAUA
Messenger RNA from Brassica napus (rape), 1963 nucleotides. Its product is annotated as cation/calcium exchanger 1. Gene Ontology annotation, molecular function: monoatomic cation transmembrane transporter activity. Gene Ontology annotation, biological process: transmembrane transport; monoatomic cation transport. The transcript has a single exon. The record is from RefSeq and is a predicted model, not a curated record. Gene Ontology annotation, cellular component: membrane. Lineage: Eukaryota; Viridiplantae; Streptophyta; Magnoliopsida; Brassicales; Brassicaceae. The coding region runs from base 177 to 1904 and encodes 575 amino acids.